Molecule: messenger RNA, 1071 nt
Organism: Monomorium pharaonis (pharaoh ant)
Lineage: Eukaryota; Metazoa; Arthropoda; Insecta; Hymenoptera; Formicidae
Gene: EMC3
Product: ER membrane protein complex subunit 3
Exons: 3
Coding region: 180-944 (254 amino acids)
Biological process (GO): protein folding in endoplasmic reticulum
Cellular component (GO): EMC complex; membrane
Source: RefSeq, a predicted model, not a curated record
GACCAAUGAUUACAGUAUAUAUAUAUAUAUAUGUGUUAGGUUAUAGGCAUUAAAAAUUUUUUUAAUUUGAACUUGAGUGUGUAUUACCUUCGCAUUCGGAUAAAGAAAGUAUUUUCAUUCUCAUGAAUGAACAAAUUAGAAUAGAUUGAAUAAACUGUAUAGAUUUAUGCGGUAGAGACAUGGCCGAAUUGUUGCUAGAUCCAAAUAUACGAGGCUGGGUAUUUUUGCCCAUAGUAGUGAUUACAUUUCUAGUCGGCAUAAUCCGUCACUAUGUUUCAAUAUUGCUUGCAUCGCAAAAAAAAGUCGAACUUCAUCAAGUGCAAGAUAGUCAAGUAAUGAUACGCUCUAGACUGCUCCGAGAAAACGGACAGUAUUUACCAAAAGUAGGUUUCAUGACUAGGAGACAUUUCUUCAAUAACGAGGAGACUGGAUAUUUUAAGACUCAGAAGCGUCCUCCUGUUUCCCAAAAUCCUAUGACUGAUCCAAAUAUGAUGACUGAGAUGCUUAAGGGAAAUGUGACCAAUGUUUUGCCUAUGGUAUUGAUUGGUGGUUGGAUUAACUGGAUGUUUUCUGGAUUUGUAACAACUAAAGUGCCAUUUCCAUUAACGCUACGAUUCAAGCCAAUGUUACAACGGGGUAUAGAAUUAGUUACGCUGGACGCUGCAUGGGUUUCUUCAGCUUCGUGGUAUUUUCUCAAUGUAUUUGGAUUAAGAUCCAUUUAUACACUUGUACUUGGCGAGAAUAAUGCUGCGGACACCACAAGACUAGUGCAAGAUCAAGUAUCGGGAGCUGCAAUGUCUAUGCCGCCUGAUCCAAAAGCAGCCUUUAAGUCUGAAUGGGAAGCAUUGGAGAUCUGUGAACAUAAUUGGGCGCUGCAGGGAAUAGACGUUGAACUCAUGGGUAUCCAAUCGAAAGUGGACAUGGCUGAUAGUAUAUAUCAUUAAAGCAAAGCAAAUUAAUGUUUAGUAAUUACAAUUACCGUAUAAAUUCUAAAUAAUUUAAUUUAUUAAUAAGUUAAAUAGUAAUUUGCAGCGUGUGUCUGUUUUAAUUAUAAUGGAAGAAUUUUUGGCU